Messenger RNA from Phaeodactylum tricornutum CCAP 1055/1, 722 nucleotides. RefSeq names its product iron-sulphur assembly protein isc (gene IscU). Lineage: Eukaryota; Bacillariophyta; Bacillariophyceae; Surirellales; Neidiaceae. Gene Ontology annotation, molecular function: 2 iron, 2 sulfur cluster binding; ferrous iron binding. The record is from RefSeq and is a predicted model, not a curated record. Gene Ontology annotation, cellular component: mitochondrial matrix; cytoplasm. Bases 13 to 495 code for a protein of 160 amino acids. Gene Ontology annotation, biological process: intracellular iron ion homeostasis; iron-sulfur cluster assembly. The transcript is spliced from 2 exons.
UACACGAUCAAUAUGUUAUCUUUUGCGACCAGAACAGCUUCCCGUUCUCUUGCUGCCCACAGCGUUGCGAAUCCAUUGACGGCCUUGAGUCGAAGAGGAUACCACGAGAAUAUUGUUGAACACUAUGAGAAUCCGCGAAAUGUUGGUUCAUUAGACAAGAACGAUGAGUCCGUUGGCACGGGUCUCGUCGGUGCACCUGCCUGUGGGGAUGUGAUGAAACUUCAGAUCAAGGUGGACGAAAACGGAAUGAUCACGGAAUCGAAGUUUAAGACCUUUGGAUGCGGUUCUGCGAUCGCUAGCUCCUCAGUCGCCACGGAGUGGGUGAAAGGAAAGACGGUUGAUGAUAUUCUUGCGAUUCAGAAUGCUGAUAUCGCUGCUCACCUUAAGCUUCCUCCUGUAAAGCUUCAUUGUAGUAUGCUAGCCGAGGAUGCUAUCAAGGCCGCUGUUGCCGACUGGAAAGUAAAACAGUCGUCAAAGAAGCAAGAGGCUGCUUGAGGAAAACGAUAUCCCGGAAUGGUUCGACCACUUCAUUUUCUACAUUGAUCUACACAAUGCUUCGAUUCUACUGCUGUAUCGAAUGAUUCGACGAUAUCUUGACAGUGAGUGAAAGGCCGAUUUGUAUGGUAGGAUAAGCGUUUUGUUGCAUCCACGAUUCUUGCAGUUCAUAUCAUUAUGUAGUCCCCAAUUGAAAUAGUAAUUGUAAGCUCAUGAAGUUCAAACAA